GUCCGGAAGUGACGAGGAGGUCGGACGUGACGUAUUAGAAGAAACUCCACAGCUUGAGGGAAAUAUAGAAGACGUCAGGUAGUGGCGGUGAUGGAGGGGCUGACUGACGAAGAGCUGCCGUCCACCUCACGGGAAGAGGCAGAUGCUGCCGAGGAGAAAAAUGAUCCUCCCUUCCAACUGAAGCUUCCACCUAAAGCACAGCGUCCUGAGAAGGAAGUGGAUCCAGAGUAUGAAGAGAAGAUGAAAACAGAUCGUUCUAAAAGAUUCGAGUUUCUCCUGAAGCAGACGGAGCUUUUUGCACAUUUCAUUCAGCCGGCUUCACAGAAAUCUCCAACUUCUCCUCUCAAAGUGAAAUUAGGACGCCCCAGGACAAAGAAAGAUGAAAAACAAAGUUUGUUGUCUGCCGGAGACAAUCGACAUCGACGCACAGAGCAAGAGGAAGAUGAAGAAUUGAUGUCCGAAAGCCGCAAAACCUCCAAUGUGUGUGUGCGAUUCGAAGAAUCACCUUCUUAUGUGAAAUGGGGAACACUGAGAGAUUAUCAAGUCAGAGGCCUCAACUGGAUGAUCUCACUGUAUGAAAAUGGCAUUAAUGGUAUAUUGGCAGAUGAAAUGGGAUUAGGUAAGACAUUGCAAACCAUUGCUUUGUUGGGCUACCUUAAACACUACAGGAACAUUCCAGGUCCACAUAUGGUGCUGGUACCAAAAUCCACCCUACACAACUGGAUGAAUGAGUUUAAACGUUGGGUGCCAUCACUUUCCGCUGUUUGUCUCAUUGGUGACAAGGAUGCACGGGCUGCUUUUAUACGAGAUGUCAUGAUGCCAGGAGAGUGGGAUGUCUGUGUUACCUCCUACGAAAUGGUCAUAAGGGAAAAAUCUGUUUUUAAGAAGUUCAACUGGCGAUACCUUGUUAUUGAUGAGGCACACAGAAUAAAGAAUGAAAAAUCCAAGCUGUCUGAGAUUGUUCGAGAGUUUAAGACCACAAACCGUUUACUACUGACGGGCACGCCGCUUCAGAAUAACCUCCAUGAAUUGUGGUCAUUGCUCAAUUUUCUUCUACCCGAUGUGUUCAAUUCUGCAGAUGAUUUUGAUUCUUGGUUUGAUACCAACAAUUGUCUCGGGGACCAGAAGCUGGUUGAAAGACUUCAUGCAGUUUUAAAGCCAUUUCUUUUGCGUCGUAUAAAAGCUGAAGUUGAAAAAAGCCUUCCUCCAAAGAAGGAAGUGAAAAUUUAUCUGGGACUCAGUAAAAUGCAGAGAGAAUGGUACACAAAAAUUUUAAUGAAAGAUAUUGACAUUCUGAACUCUGCUGGGAAAAUGGACAAGAUGCGUUUGUUAAAUAUACUGAUGCAACUGCGCAAAUGUUGCAACCACCCGUACCUGUUUGAUGGGGCUGAGCCAGGACCCCCUUAUACCACUGACACUCAUCUUGUCUACAACAGUGGUAAGAUGGUGGCUUUGGACAAACUGCUUCCAAAAUUUAAAGAGCAAGGUUCGAGGGUCCUGAUAUUCAGUCAGAUGACCCGAGUGCUCGACAUUCUGGAAGAUUACUGCAUGUGGCGUGGCUAUGAGUACUGCCGCCUUGAUGGGCAGACACCACAUGAAGAAAGAGAGGAAGCCAUUGAAAGAUUUAAUGCACCUAACAGUAGCAAAUUCAUCUUCAUGCUGAGUACCCGCGCCGGAGGCCUUGGAAUAAAUUUGGCAACUGCUGAUGUGGUGAUUUUAUAUGACUCAGACUGGAACCCUCAAGUGGAUUUACAAGCAAUGGAUCGAGCCCAUCGUAUAGGCCAGACAAAGACUGUCCGAGUAUUUCGGCUCAUUACAGACAAUACUGUGGAAGAAAGAAUUGUGGAGAGAGCAGAGAUAAAACUCAGACUGGAUUCUAUAGUCAUACAGCAAGGACGACUAAUUGAUCAGCAAUCUAAUAAGCUUGCCAAGGAUGAAAUGCUGCAGAUGAUUCGCCAUGGAGCCACCCAUGUCUUUGCCUCCAAGGACAGUGAACUGACAGAUGAAGAUAUCACUAUCAUUUUGGAAAGAGGGGAAAAGAAGACUGCUGAAAUGGCAGAGCGCAUGGAGAAGAUGGGGGAGAGCUCACUCCGAAAUUUCUCUAUGGACACAGAAACAAGUUUAUAUAACUUUGAAGGAGAGGAUUAUCGAGAAAAGCAAAAGCUAAGCAUGUUGGAAUGGAUCGAGCCCCCAAAACGAGAACGCAAAGCCAAUUAUGCUGUGGAUGCGUAUUUCAGAGAUGCCUUGCGUGUGAGUGAACCAAGGGCCCCGAAGGCACCAAGGCCACCAAAACAACCCAACAUUCAAGAUUUUCAGUUUUUUCCUCCAAGACUGUUUGAGUUGCUGGAGAAAGAGAUACUAUAUUACAGAAAGACCAUUGGAUAUAAGGUCCCUAGAAAUUCAGACCUCCCAAAUGCAUCUCAGGUACAAAAAGAAGAACAGAGGAAGAUUGAUGAGUCCGAGCCCCUUGAUGCUGCAGAGUCAGAAGAAAAGGAGACGCUGCUUACCCAGGGUUUUACUAAUUGGAAUAAACGGGACUUCAACCAGUUUAUUAAAGCCAAUGAGAAGUACGGCCGUGACGAUAUUGAUAACAUUGCUCGUGAAGUGGAAGGGAAGACACCAGAAGAGGUCAUUGAAUACUCAGCUGUUUUCUGGGAACGUUGCAAUGAAUUACAAGAUAUUGAAAAAAUUAUGGCUCAGAUUGAAAGAGGCGAGGCACGCAUUCAGAGGAGGAUCAGUAUCAAAAAAGCAUUGGAUGCAAAGAUUGCAAGGUACAAGGCUCCGUUCCAUCAGCUGCGGAUACAAUAUGGGACCAAUAAAGGCAAAAACUACACAGAGGAAGAAGAUCGAUUCCUGAUAUGCAUGCUGCAUAAAAUGGGCUUUGAUAAGGAAAACGUGUAUGAAGAGCUACGCCAGUGCGUUAGGAAUGCCCCACAAUUUCGAUUUGAUUGGUUCAUCAAGUCACGGACGGCCAUGGAGCUGCAAAGACGCUGCAAUACUCUUAUAUCACUCAUAGAAAAGGAAAACUUGGAAAUUGAAGAAAAGGAAAGAGCAGAGAAAAAGAAAAAGACGCCUAAGUCAUCGUCGGGUAAAAGAAAGGCGGAUACAGCAUCAGACACUGGAAAGAAGGAUACAAAAAAAGCCAGGUCUUAAAGUGUCCUGAGAAGCUGUGUAGGUCCUUGAUAGAAGACUGCCAUUUCUAUACGUCUCUGAUCUAACAAUGCCUCAUCCAAUGUGCAUUUCCAUAACUUCCUAGUUACAUUUCCGUGUGUAAGAAUGUGUAUAUUUUUCAAUGUCUACCUGAAGAAUAUGUAGUAUUAUAUUUUAUGCUUCCCAGUAUUUACACCUUCCAUAUUUUGUGAGAAUCAUAUAUUUCAUAUGACAGUGUCCUCGUUCUAAGCAAGUGCAGAGGGUUUUAGCUUUUGUAUGUUUUAUACCGUAUGCAGUGGCUUUGAAAUAAAAUCUAUAUCAAAUUA
Molecule: messenger RNA, 3476 nt
Organism: Hyla sarda
Lineage: Eukaryota; Metazoa; Chordata; Amphibia; Anura; Hylidae
Gene: SMARCA1
Product: SWI/SNF related, matrix associated, actin dependent regulator of chromatin, subfamily a, member 1
Exons: 24
Coding region: 91-3153 (1020 amino acids)
Biological process (GO): nucleosome organization; regulation of transcription by RNA polymerase II
Cellular component (GO): nucleus; chromatin
Molecular function (GO): ATP-dependent chromatin remodeler activity; DNA binding; ATP binding
Source: RefSeq, a predicted model, not a curated record